Messenger RNA from Conger conger (European conger), 1521 nucleotides. It is a transcript of the gene rbm46, whose product is annotated as RNA binding motif protein 46. Lineage: Eukaryota; Metazoa; Chordata; Actinopteri; Anguilliformes; Congridae. Gene Ontology annotation, molecular function: mRNA binding. The transcript has 4 exons. Gene Ontology annotation, cellular component: nucleus. The record is from RefSeq and is a predicted model, not a curated record. The coding region runs from base 1 to 1521 and encodes 506 amino acids.
AUGGACAGACCAAAUGAGGCAGCUCUGCUUGCUCUAAUGGAGAAGUCAGGCUACAGUAUGGUCCAAGAGAACGGCCAAAGAAAAUUCGGAGGCCCACCCCCAGGGUGGGAGGGCCCUCCGCCGCCCCGCGGGUGCGAGGUUUUCGUGGGGAAGAUCCCCCGCGACAUGUACGAGGACGAGCUGGUGCCCGUGUUCGAGCGGGCGGGCCGAAUCUACGAGUUCCGGCUCAUGAUGGAGUUCAGCGGCGAGAACCGCGGCUACGCCUUCGUCAUGUACACCGCCAAGGAGGCGGCGCAGCGGGCCAUCCAGCUGCUGGACAACUUUGAGAUCCGCCCAGGCAAGCCCAUCGGGGUCUGCGUCAGCCUGGACAACUGCCGCCUCUUCAUCGGCUCCGUCCCCAAGGAGAAGAGGAAGGAGGAGAUCCUGGAGGAGAUGAGGAAGGUGACGGAGGGCGUGGUGGACGUCAUCGUCUACCCCAGCGCCACCGACAAGAGCAAGAACCGCGGCUUCGCCUUCGUGGAGUACGAGAGCCACAAAGCGGCGGCCAUGGCCCGAAGGAAGCUCAUCCCAGGCACGUUCCAGCUGUGGGGCAACGCCAUCCAGGUGGACUGGGCGGAGCCGGAGAAGGACGUGGACGAGGAGACCAUGCAGCGGGUGCGCGUGCUGUACGUGCGCAACCUCAUGAUCUCCACCACGGAGGACACCAUCCGUCGCGAGUUCAGCCGCUGCAAGCCGGGCGCGGUGGAGCGCGUGAAGAAGCUGACGGACUACGCCUUCGUGCACUUCUACCGGCGCGGCGACGCCGUGGACGCCCUGCGGACCAUGAACGGAAAGGCCAUCGACGGCUCCGCCAUCGAGGUCACCCUGGCCAAGCCUGUCAGCAAGGACGUGGGCCGCCGCUUCGGCCAGAGGGGCCAGGGCAGGGGCCCCUACGGGGACGGCGUCCUCCUCCAGGGCAAGGAGGAGGCCGGGGACGGGCCCGGUGGGGCCAGGCCCCUCGGCCUGCCCGGCCGGAUCGGCGGCCCCUACGCCCCGGACGUGGAGCGGUGCGUGUACCCCUUCUUCCCCGGCUCCACCCUCAUGCCCAUCAGCAUGCAGUCGCUGAAGCCCGGCCAGUUCUGCUCGGCCGUCACCCACCUGGAGUACUACUGCAACAAGAACAACUGGUCCCCGCCUGAGUACUACCUGUACUCCACCAGUGGCCAGGACGGCAAGCUCCUGCUCAUCUACAAGGUGGUCAUCCCCAGCACCCGCAGCAGCUUCAUGCCCGACAAGGUCUGCACCAUCCUGGAGGACGCCAAAGAGGUGGCGGCACAGAACACGCUCUGGAGUUUAGACUGCACGUUCCACGGGACGGGGUCCCCCAGCGGCCUGUCGCCCCCGGCGACCUCCGGCACCGGCCUGCUCUCCUACGGGUGCCGCACCUACCCCUACCCAGGGUACCCACUCUCCCCUCCCCUGCCACUGGCCGGCGGCAACGGCCAGAGGGUCUACGUCUCCAACCAGUCCCCCUUCAUCUAG